AUGGCUAAUGCAGAGGCUAAUCGCAAGCCAGUUUCGAAGUAUCCAGCCACGAAAGUCUCUUCCUUUAGACGAGAAUUUCAUUCCCGUUGCAGAGGAUACCUUAGAUUCAGUUUAUUUGUUCGUGCUUCAGUCCUGAAAAACAAGAAGAAGAAACCUAGAGUUUGCUGUGGUAAUGAAGAGAUUAGUGGUGGAAAAGUAAGUUUUUCUGAUCAGAAACCCGCAUUGAAACUGCAUGAGAAAGAGAAGGAAGUGAUUGAAUUGAGCGAUGAAGGUCAUGUGGGAGACUCCGUUUCUAAAGGUUCAAGCUUUAAAGAAGCUCUAGUGGUUGAAGAUUUGGUUAAGGAAGAGUCUUCCACUUGGGAUGUUCGUAAUAGUAAAAAUGGGAACAGCUUGAGAGUAUCAGCGCUUCGCCGAUUUCCCCUUUUGGUGAAAAAGCAUGUUGAGGUUUCUCAUGAACCUUUUCUACCGCUGAAGGAGGAGGAAGAAGCUGCAGUCAAAAGUGCAUUCUCUGUGAGAAAUAGAAUGAAGGUCUUGGUUUCUCACGAAAACUCCAACAUUGAUAUUCGUGGAGAGACUUUACAAUGCCUCAAACCGUGUGCUUGGCUUAACGACGAGGUCAUCAAUCUGUAUCUCGAAUUGCUGAAAGAGAGAGAAACUAGAGAACCUCAAAAGUACUUCAAGUGUCAUUUCUUCAACACCUUUUUUUACAUUAAGCUAGCAAGCCGCUCCGGUUACAAUUAUGAAGCUGUCAGGAGAUGGACUACCCAGAGAAAGCUCGGAUAUAAUCUUAUUGACUGUGACAUUAUAUUUGUUCCAGUCCACGGUGGUGUACACUGGACCCUGGCAGUGAUUAACAUUAGGGAACGCAAGUUCCAGUAUCUUGAUUCACUAAAAGGAUUUGAUCCUAGAAUUCUGAAAGCUCUGGCUAAGUACUUGGUGGAUGAAGUGAAAGACAAGAAUGGAAAAUAUAUUGACGUUAGUUCAUGGGACAUGGAAUAUGUUAAAGACCUUCCUCGACAACAAAAUGGGUACGACUGUGGGAUGUUCAUGCUUAAAUACAUAGAUUUUUACGGUAGAGGACUGAAGCUACAUUUUAGCCAGAAGGAUAUGCCAUACUUUAGGUUAAGAACAGCCAAAGAGAUACUGAGACUGCAAGCCGACUAA
Messenger RNA from Microthlaspi erraticum, 1164 nucleotides. NCBI's taxonomy places the organism in Eukaryota, Viridiplantae, Streptophyta, Magnoliopsida, Brassicales, Brassicaceae. The record is from the annotation of a GenBank genome assembly.